This is a messenger RNA of Mugil cephalus (flathead mullet), 4572 nucleotides long. RefSeq names its product ADAM metallopeptidase domain 19b (gene adam19b). The record is from RefSeq and is a predicted model, not a curated record. Gene Ontology annotation, biological process: membrane protein ectodomain proteolysis. NCBI's taxonomy places the organism in Eukaryota, Metazoa, Chordata, Actinopteri, Mugiliformes, Mugilidae. Gene Ontology annotation, molecular function: metalloendopeptidase activity. The transcript has 23 exons. Bases 649 to 3459 code for a protein of 936 amino acids.
UGCAUCACUUCUUUGUAAAAUCAGACUAUGUUUGACAUUUAAGACCAGGAACAUUAUUGGGGGAAGUUAUACUCAUUGUAUUAAGGUAAAUGAUGGAGCUAGCAUUUUUUUAGGUGUCCAAAGGUUAGGAUAUUUCUCUCUACCUCUCUGGUAUAGUUUCAGUUCUUGUUCUAUUACUUGUAAUCCUUCCGACUUCAUACAAAUACCGCUGGAGUGCCCCUUUAAGAUAUGGUCCACUGAAGAACGAUUUUAUAAAGAAAUGUCAUGGUGCAUCCUGUCCGUUAUACGAUUCUGUCGUAAUCAUUAUUUCGGUGCCUUCUUUUCAACAUAUCCCGUCCGUCUUGCUUCAGCUCAGCGGGCUACGUGCCUUUUCUCUAAUGAAGAUGGAAGGGGAGGGGUUGCGAACGCCACGGAGAUGUGCGCCCCGCAGGCUUUUACAGGCAUCUCAUUCAGAGAGAAACCAGCGGCAUCGGCACCGGCAUCGGCGGCUCUUCGCGAUGUGACACCCGCAGCAGUGUGGCUCACUCCUCUGAUGUGCAACACCCAGGCCGUUUUCUGUGCUUUGUUUUUUUAAUUUUUAUUUUAAACCCCACCGUUUACAUUUAUGCAUCAGUUUAGGGAGUCUGCUCGGAGCCGUGUGUUUUUAGAAUGCGUCCGGGAGCGCGCAACCCUCCUCUCGAUGCUGUGCAGACCUCUCUGUGCCUGGUAGCUCUCCUCCACUUUGUCCAGGCUGCUGCUCUAUAUGAAGGCGGUGUUUACAGUGCGAAGAGCAUCCUUGAGCACGUACAGAGUUAUGAGAUUACUUAUCCGGUAUGGCAGCAUCCUCUCAGACACAAGAGGUCUGCCAACAAAGAGCAUCCUGCAGAGGCAGAGGUCCUGAUCUCAGCUGAGGGCCAGGAGCUCAGACUACAUUUGGAGAAGAAUGAGCAACUUUUGGCUCCUGGAUAUCAGGAAAUAUGGUACACCCCCGACGGAGCUCGCAAGACCUCAUCCCCUGGCAACGCUGGACACUGUUUCUACCACGGCGAGGUUCUGGGCGUGGAAGGUUCCAGCGUUGCAGUCAGCACUUGCUCAGGACUCAGGGGACUAAUUUCUCUAAACACAAGCGUCAGCUACCUGAUCGAGCCCCUUCCUGUUACCACGGAUGCUCAGCGGCACGCCGUGUUCAGAGCCGAGAGCCUCCGUCUGCCCGGGGGUAGCUGCCUGCAUCACCAUGGCAACGAGGACCAGGAGGGCGGGCUUAAUGAGUUCAUCCACGGAAUGAUGUCACCACAGAGCGUGAGGGUGAAAAGGGAAAUGAGUCCGAAUAUGAAGUAUGUAGAGCUUCUCUUAGUGGCAGAUAAAGCUGAGUAUGAGAGGCAUGAUAGUAGCCUCGAGAAGACCACAAAGAAACUAAAGGAAGCGGCCAACCUCGUUGACAAGUACUAUAAGGCUUUGAAGAUCCGUGUGACUUUAAUCGGCCUAGAGGUGUGGACCGACGGGGACAAGAUCUCUGUGUCCGAUAACCCACAUAGCACUCUGGCAGCAUUCCUGUCCUGGAGACGUAAACAGCUCCGCACUCUCCCCAACGACAACGCUCAGUUCAUCACGGGGAUGCCAUUCCAGGGGACUACCAUCGGGCUAGCACCUCUCAAAGCCAUGUGCUCCGACUACCAAUCAGGGGGAGUUAACACGGACCACUCAGAGAUCGCAGUCGGUGUAGCCGCCACCAUGGCCCACGAGAUGGGCCACAACUUCGGCAUGAGUCAUGACAUCGCAGGCUGCUGCCAGGCGAAAGCUGAAGACGGAGGUUGCAUCAUGGCCGCUGCCACUGGGCAUCCAUUUCCACGUGUGUUUAACGACUGUAACCUGAAGGAGCUGAAGCGCUACCUGAACUCUGGAGGAGGGAAGUGCCUCUUCAACUUGCCAAACACCAAAGUGAUGUACGGAGGGCCGCAGUGCGGUAACGGGUUCUUGGAGGAAGGAGAACAGUGUGACUGUGGAGAAGAAGAGGAGUGCACCAGUCCCUGCUGUAAUGCCAGCAAUUGCACCCUGAAAGCCGGAGCCGAGUGCGCCCACGGAGUCUGCUGUCAUAACUGCAAGCUGAAGAGCCCAGGCGAUCUGUGCCGUUCUCCAUCUGGACCAUGUGACCUCCCGGAGUACUGCGAUGGAAAAACAGAGUCUUGCCCUGCUAAUUUUUAUUUAGUGGACGGUACAUCGUGCUCCAACGGGCAAGCCUACUGUUACACCGGCAUGUGUCUGACCCUGGAGGGGCAGUGUCAAUCCCUAUGGGGGCGAGGUGGUGACGCGGCGCCUGACCUGUGUUUUAAGAAGGUGAACGUAGCCGGGGACAUGUAUGGCAACUGUGGCAGAGAUCUGCUUGGGAAAUACAGGAGCUGUGGGGACAGGGAUGCCAAAUGUGGGAAGAUCCAGUGCACAGCCUCAGCUUCCAAGCCCAUUGAGAACAACGCUGUAUGCAUAGAAACCAAUGUCAUUUUGGGCAACAAGAGAAUUCGGUGUUUGGGAACACACGUGUACAAGCUUGGGGACGAGGACCUGCAGGGGGACACUCUGGACCCUGGACUGGUCAUGACAGGCACCAAGUGUGGUGAUGACUCGAUAUGCUUCAACGGAGAGUGCCGCAAUGCAUCUUUUCUCAGAGCCGAUGAGUGCAACGCCAAGUGCCACGGACAUGGGCUAUGCAACAACAACCAGAACUGCCACUGUGAUCCAGGCUGGGCACCACCUCUGUGUGACCAGAGGGGGUCAGGGGGCAGCCUGGACAGUGGACCUGUCAUCAGCCACAUUAAUCUUCUUCCAGUCCUGCUUGUUCUCCCCCUGGCUCUCUUUCUGGGUUUGGCUGCUGUUGGACUCUGGUGCCGCUACAAACAUAAACUCCGCCCACUGAAAACGUCCACUUCACCAACAGUGCCAAAUUUUCCAGCCUCAGCUGAGGUGAAAUCUCCACCUGCCAACGUCAGCGGUCAUUCCAACCCAACCUUCAUGCUAAAGAAUAAGGACUUGGAGAAACCCUCUCCUCGUCCGAGCCCGUCUUGCCCAGCUCGGCCCAGACAUGCUGGUGUGCGUCCCGCAGUGAAGCCUCCUCCGAUACCAGCCUACGCCGCAGGGCAGAGAGAGCAGAGGCAGCAGCCUCAGAUCCAGCCUGUGGCUUCUCCUCAGAAGCAAAACCCUCCUCAGGAUUACACUGCCUCUCCUUUUAAAUCUGCCCAGCUCACUGCGCUCAGACCGAAACCGACUUGUCCACCACAUUCAUGGCCUCCACCUUUACCAUCCCUGGAUUCCAAAGAUCGGUCACAGCCCUCUGCAAUACCGAAACACCGACCGGACCCCCCAAACAGACCUCCACCUCCUUGUCCUGUCAAAAAAACAUCAGUGGAACAAAAUCAUGUGAAAGGCCUGCAGAAAGGACAAGCUGCUCUGGCUCCAUCUGCUGGACAGAAAAAGCCAAACAGAGUCUGAACUAAGAGCUCAGGGAGGCGAUGGGGACCACCACUUACAUCCAGGAAUGGACUGCCUCAAACUCUUUUUUGCAGCUAGCUAUAGCAUACUGGCACUGUGGGAUGAGAUAAAUACUUGAAACUUUAUUUACACUGAUGUGUAUUGAAGGGAAAUGAGAUUAUUACAGGAGGUUACACACACACACACACACUGUAUGCUUUAAGUUUACACUUUAGUUUACGGUCUGUCCUGAGUGUGUCUGCUUAAUUUGCCUGAAACACCUAGAGCUGUGGAUUUAAGUGCUUUUUAUUUUGUUGUCCCAGAUGUUGAUGGAAAUGUGAAAAUUUUCCGGGAGUAUUUAUUCGCAAAGAGAAAUGAAUGUUUACAGUGCAGCCUAUGUAACAAACAUGGUGCCUCUUAAGCCACCCAGCGAUAAGGGGAUAUCUUAUAUUAAGAAGAGACGCCAAUACUGAAGUUCUUGUGCUUCUUGUAUGUGAAUAAUAAUGGGUUGUAACUGGACUAAAGAGAACCAGUGAAAUACCUACAUGCAUGCUGUAAGUACACGCUUAUGUUGAGGGAUACUUGUCUAAGAUGUAGCAGGAAUUAUGAGGGAUUUUUCAAUUUACGAUAUUUGUUUUUUAUUAUUUUUUAUAUUGUUAUAGUGUUGCACUAACAAUCAUAGUGUUAAACACUCCCUUAAGACUCAUAUCCUUACCAAGGUUACCAACCGGUAACAUUCACCUUUCAAUCCUACAAAACAAUAAUAUUAAGGGAGUUUUUAAACUUUCUUUUUCCGGUCAGUAAAUAUCAGUGAAGAACCUUCCCUCAGAUAAUUUCAGAUUAUCAGCAAAAGAUGAGCCAUAUUUUUUGUUUUCACCCUGCGCUACUCCUCUGUUUGUGAGAAAGCUGUGUUAUAGAACUGCAGGCUAUGUAACAGUGAUGCAUUUGGGAUUGUUAUGAGGUACUUCUAACUAUUGGGAUCCAUUUCGACUGCCGGGAGAACUGUAGUAUGUAACCAGCUUCCACGUUCCACCUUAUUACCAAACCUAUGCAAACACAGGGAAUGUGCAACCCUGCGUCUGAAACUGGAAUUCAAAUGAAGAGAGAAAAAUAAAAGUUACACUUUCUAAUUGA